ACAGGUACUUACAAAGCAAAAGCAGAUAGCAGUAACAGAGGAACACCAGCAUUGAUAAUUAAGAACGGUAAAUUUCAGUAAUGGUGAUUCUUGGUUCGCGUAUAUAUGAAUGAAAUAGAGUGCCUCAGGCUUCCUUCGUAAAACGAUGCAAAGUUUGUAUUAGUUUGUGUUGAUAGUGGCUGUGAAGUGUAAAGUCUCAAUGUCUAUGAUGUCUAGGACCCGGUCGAUUACUGCCUUGUGGUUAAUAUUUUUUUUUUGUGUUAAAUUAACACGAACGCAGGACGAUUCGUUAGCGGGCAGUUUCUUGUCAGGUCUUUUGGAUACAAUCACAAGCACGGCUGACUCAAAAGAUUGUCCAGGAGUUUGCGUUCACGCAUUGGCCACAAUAAUUUGCUACGAUGUCUUGGAAGACGUAGCGUGUCCAUCAUCUUCUAUGAAAUGCUGCGUCGAUUCCCCUGUUUCGAAUAGUACCGAAGCAGAGGAUGAGAGUACUGUGAAAUUUGAAACUACAACUCUGAUUAGCACUACGAAUAGUACCACGAGCACUGCAAAAAGCACUGCGAUUAGUACGACGACCGUAAAAACGCAAAGUUCCACGAAUUCAACUCAGAUAGCUUCCGAGAAAACAACCAAUACCUCUGAAGUCGACGAUGCAAAAGCUUGUGCUGAAAAGCACGGUGUAUGUGUAGCCGAACGUAUCGCAGACUAUUGCGAAGCUAUCUUAAACACAGAGAAUUUAUGCAAAACUGGAUUGCGCUGUUGCGUCUCUAGCGACUCGUUCGGGGAUAAACCGCCAGCAGAUUUAAUAAUCCCCAACAAAACGAAACCAAGCUUCACCAAAAUCGAAACCCGAACCACUCCAAAACCAAGCACUACCAUUGCCACCACUACAGCCCACAUGGUAAAAGUAAACGUGGCGACGACUUACAGACCAAAUAUUUUAAAACCAUGCAAUGGCGAAUGCGUUAGCGGAUUGUACGCUUUAUUUUGUGACGAUAUUGAUACUGACGCCGACUGUCCAAACGAAGGCAGUUGUUGCAUUACUACACCUCUAGGAAGCGAGGAGUCGCAGCCCCAGUCGCCUAGACCCACCACAACACUCAGACCAACUACUAGGGAUCCGGGUCCCACUUGUCCAGGGUUCUGCCUGCUAAAUAUAAUGGCGGCAUUUUGCGAAAGACCUUCAGUGUUAAUACCCCAUACUUCAAAUUGCAAAAGAGGAUCGGUUUGUUGCGAUAACACCAGAACUACAAAUUAUACCCCAAAACCACGACCAAAGCCUCAUUAUCCAGUUAUGGUGACUACGACAACUACAACGGAUCCAAGACCAGAUUGCCCAGGGUCCUGUAUCGUAUCGUAUCUCAGUUUUACUUGCUUCAGGAAUGCUGAAAUGACGGAGAUAUUUAAGUGCAGGAAAGCUGGAACGAAAUGUUGCGCUCCCAAAUCAUUAAUCAAGGAAGCAGUGGGACAAAAAGAUGAACCAAACAUUAAUGAUAUACCGACCACACCAUCUAUUACAGGGCCAUUUACUGUCCAAUCUGUAACAACUCCUACCAGUAAGCACCCAUUAAAUUCAUCAGCGAAGAACAUAAAUCUUCUGAUUCCAGCAACUGACAUUUCGAGAUUGGGGACGACUCAGAAAUCGCACGUCUACAGCAAAUACGUCUGUGGGGUCAAAGGAACUUCCAGGAUGGGUAAAGUAGUGGGGGGAGAAGAUGGGGAACAAGGCGAAUGGUGUUGGCAGGUAGCUUUAAUCAACUCUUUGAAUCAGUAUUUAUGUGGAGCAGCUCUAAUUGGCACUCAAUGGGUACUAACAGCAGCCCAUUGCGUUACAAAUAUUGUACGUUCUGGAGAUGCUAUCUACGUUAGAGUUGGGGACCAUGAUUUGACCAGGAAAUACGGUAGUCCAGGUGCUCAAACUUUAAGAGUAGCCACGACGUACAUCCACCACAACCACAACAGUCAGACUUUGGACAAUGACAUUGCUCUGCUGAAGUUGCACGGACAAGCUGAAUUAAAGGAAGGGGUGUGUCUAGUAUGUUUACCUGCAAGAGGAGUCAGUCACGCUGCCGGAAAGAGAUGUACCGUUACCGGAUAUGGAUACAUGGGAGAAGCUGGACCCAUUCCUCUUAGAGUAAGAGAAGCCGAGAUACCAAUCGUCAGUGAUGCCGAAUGUAUCAGGAAAGUGAAUGCUGUGACCGAAAAAAUAUUUAUUCUACCAGCCAGUAGUUUUUGUGCAGGUGGCGAAGAAGGGAACGAUGCAUGUCAGGGUGACGGAGGAGGACCUUUGGUGUGUCAAGACGACGGUUUUUACGAACUGGCGGGUCUAGUUUCCUGGGGGUUCGGAUGUGGGAGGCAAGACGUUCCAGGAGUGUACGUUAAAGUCUCGUCUUUCAUCGGUUGGAUUAACCAAAUAAUCAGUGUCAAUAACUUGUAGCACUUCGAUUUUUAACGUGCGCAAGGACUAUGCUUAAAUGUGGAUAUUUCACUAGUUUGAAUUGACAACUUUAUACACAGGCCAGUUUAAAAAAAAAAAAAACGAACAAUAACAAACAUUCAAUUCAGAUUGUUUUUUAAAAAGUUUUAAGUUAUACAGGAUCUUGGGGACUAAAUCAAAUUUCAUUAUUCAUUCAACUAACGGAAAUAGUGUAAAGAUGUCAAUUUCUUUCGUUGUCUGGCAAAUAAUUGCAUUAUUCCCAAAAACCGCGAUUAUUUAGAUGUAAACGAGAAAUGUAAAUAAUUUAUUUAAAUUCAUACUAAGAUUUAAAAAAUUGUUACCAAAUAAGUGUUAAUUUUAUCCAUCUGUUACGUAUAAGUUGAUAAUGGAUUUUGUUUAGGUUUAUUAUUAGUUUUAUAUUUUGUAAAAAAA
This is a messenger RNA of Cylas formicarius (sweet potato weevil), 2869 nucleotides long. It is a transcript of the gene mas, whose product is annotated as protein masquerade. Gene Ontology annotation, molecular function: serine-type endopeptidase activity. The transcript has 9 exons. Gene Ontology annotation, biological process: proteolysis. NCBI's taxonomy places the organism in Eukaryota, Metazoa, Arthropoda, Insecta, Coleoptera, Brentidae. The coding region runs from base 200 to 2437 and encodes 745 amino acids. The record is from RefSeq and is a predicted model, not a curated record.